This is a messenger RNA of Peromyscus californicus insignis, 849 nucleotides long. RefSeq names its product SPEG neighbor (gene Spegnb). Gene Ontology annotation, molecular function: protein binding. The record is from RefSeq and is a predicted model, not a curated record. NCBI's taxonomy places the organism in Eukaryota, Metazoa, Chordata, Mammalia, Rodentia, Cricetidae.
AUGCUGAGCUGGACAGGCCGGGGGGCUUCAGAUACCAGCAGCAGCAGCAGCAGCAACAUCUGGCUGGGCUAUUACCUCAUGGACCUAAGGGGACAGGGCCCCUGGGGCUUCAGCCGGAUGUCACCCCUGGCCACGGCCAGAGCAGGAGACCCACUGGAUGUUACUCUGGAUAUCAAUGACUCCCAUGUCCAGAGUACCUCCAUCUGCAUCCAGGCCUCCUACAGGGGCCAUGGAUAAAGGAGUGAAAUGAGGGAGAAGGGCCUGCCCUGGGUUCUGGAGCCACUGAAGGACAUAGUUCACGCAGGCAAGCUGACUUGCUGAAUUUCGGUUCUCCCCGACCUGUUUAUCCACUGGAGUGAGGAUGCAAUGCAGGAUGUGGUGGCCAAUGAUGCAGAAUUGGCUUACCUGGAUCAGUUUAGCAUCACUGUAGCCAGUCCCUUCUGCCGGUGCUCAGAUUCCAUGCGCAUCCUUGUGGAAGUCCCGGUUAAGAUUCAAAAGGGACCUGAUAACACUAACGUGCAAAGACACCACCAUAGUAACACUGACCGCCCAGAUACUAGCGGGCUUCCCCAGGGUGUUCAAAUGGGCGCCAACACCACCACGUGGACCAUUCUCCAGACCACGCCCCAGGACAGCUGCAGGUGUGAGGUCAGUAGAGAAACAGCUUGCGCAGGGACCCAGCGCUUUCUCUCUGGUGGACGUGGCUUGAAAGGGACCGUCAGACCUUUCGCCCUGGCUGCGAGCCCAGGAACCGCUAGGUGCAGCCUCUCCCGGCUGUUGGCGCCCCCGCCCCUGUCCCUUCCAGGGCUGGCCACACCCCUUCCACCUCUAGUCGGGAUUCUCCUGUGA